Populus nigra (black poplar) is the source of this 1309-nucleotide messenger RNA. Its product is annotated as multiple organellar RNA editing factor 2, chloroplastic-like. Gene Ontology annotation, cellular component: mitochondrion. Lineage: Eukaryota; Viridiplantae; Streptophyta; Magnoliopsida; Malpighiales; Salicaceae. Gene Ontology annotation, biological process: cytidine to uridine editing; mitochondrial mRNA modification. The transcript has 4 exons. Bases 87 to 812 code for a protein of 241 amino acids. The record is from RefSeq and is a predicted model, not a curated record.
AAAUAAAGAUAAAUAGCCCCCUUCCAAAAACUCUCAACGGUCAUAAUCACCUCCUAAACCCUCAUCUCUCUCGCUCACUUAUCAAAAUGACCCCAACCCUAGUUCGUUCCCUCGCCACCCGCCACCUCAGUCUCUGCGUCCUCCUCCCCAAACGCCUCCUCUCCACCUUCUCCAUAACCCAUGCUCCUUCACUUCCUACUGUUCUUCCCUGCCGCCAAUCUCUACCCUCACUCUCUCACGCUCUACAAUCCAUCAACAGAACCACUAACCCCACCCGUUUCACGUCCAUUCGAUGCCGGGUCAACCGAGCUGGAAACUCGGGCUACUCGCCCUUGAACUCAGGGUCAAACUUUAGUGACCGGCCACCCAAUGAGAUGGCCCCGCUUUUCCCUGGUUGUGAUUAUGAGCACUGGCUUAUUGUUAUGGAUAAGCCUGGUGGUGAGGGUGCUACUAAACAGCAAAUGAUUGAUUGCUAUAUUCAAACUCUUUCUAAAGUUGUUGGCAGUGAGGAGGAAGCAAAGAAGAAGAUUUAUAAUGUUUCGUGUGAGAGGUAUUUUGGGUUUGGAUGCGAGAUUGAUGAGGAAACCUCUAACAAGCUUGAAGGUUUGCCUGGUGUUCUCUUUGUCCUCCCGGAUUCUUAUGUUGACCCUGAAUACAAGGACUAUGGUGCUGAGUUAUUUGUGAACGGAGAGAUAGUUCAAAGGCCACCUGAAAGGCAGAAAAGGGUGGAGCCACAGCCACAGAGAGCAAAUGACAGACCAAGAUAUAAUGACAGAACCCGAUAUGUGCGUCGCAGAGAAAAUAUGCGGUGAAGCACUGCAUGGGAAAGCUUGCUGUAUAGUUUCUGCAAUUGGAAGCUUGUCCUGCGUGGUUAUCAAUGGUGUCCGUAACUAUUUAAUGUAGCCAGUUGAACCAAGGAUAUUGUAUGUGAUAAUUUCAUGUUUCUCUCCUUGACAUGUCCCAACGUGAAGCGUCUGAAUGUAAAAUCUGCUAUCCUCGUAAUUUUCGCUUUUUUUUUCCUUUCAGGUCAGGCGUAUCAGCUGCUUGUUAGGUUUUACUUGCACUGAACACAUGGUGGAAAUUGUAAAAUACUUUUCGGUGGUUGUCCACAUUGAGGGGGGUGGUUUAGCUUUAUGGUUUUGCGCGUCCCUGUUAGCAGAUAUGAACUGUGUGAGUAUGGGAUCCUCAUACUUACUCGCGGGAAAAAGCGUGUGGCCCUUUGAAGAAAGGGGAAAUGUUUUGAAUAAUAUAACAGCAAAGCCUCGUUCAUAAACUAGCUGGGGUUUGUAAUAUGAUUAUUUUUGCACGA